UUCAACUACAGAAUACAGAAGAAUAUUGUAAACAUCUUACAAAGAUCACACAUUUAUGGGACACUGGAUUGUUUUAGUACAUGUAGGCUUGUGUACUGUUUAUUUGCGGAUUACAGACUUUUUUCCAACGAGUGUAUUGCAAUAAUAUAUUCCCGAAAGACGUUUUAUAUUCAUUAUUGAAUACGACACUCUCCUGACGAAUUCUGGAGCAACCAUGCACCAUCGCUGAUGUUUUCAAUGCGAGGUUGAUGCACUUAAUUUGGGGUAUUUCAGUAUGGCAACUCUGACGAGGCAAGAUCUUAAUUUUGGCCAAGUUGUUGCCGACAUUCUCUGUGAGUUUUUGGAAGUGGCCAUUCACCUCAUUCUGUACGUCAGGGACAUUUAUCCAUCUGGGAUCUUUCAGAAAAGGCAGAAAUACAAUGUACCUGUGCAGAUGUCAUGCCAUCCUCAGUUAAAUCAGUACAUUCAAGACACACUCCACUGUGUCAAGCCACUGAUCGAGAAGAAUGAAGCUGAGAAGGUUGUAGUGGUGAUCAUGAAUAGAGAGCACCAUCCAGUGGAGAGGUUUGUGUUUGAGAUCUCACAGCCUCCGCUGCUGGCCAUCAGCUCAGAGACUCUGCUGUCUCAUGUGGAGCAGCUGCUGAGAGCGAUGAUCCUGAAGAUCAGUGUGUGUGAUGCUGUUCUGGACAGCAAUCCUCCAGGGUGCACAUUCACAGUGCUGGUUCACACUAGGGAAGCUGCCACAAGAAACAUGGAGAAAGUCCAGGUCAUCAAGGAUUUUCCAUGGAUUGUAGCAGAUGAGCAGGAAGUUCACAUGGAGGAAGCUAAACUCAUUCCUCUAAAAACAAUGACUUCUGAUAUUCUUAAGAUGCAACUCUAUGUAGAAGAAAAAACACAGAAGACGUGAUGUUCUGUUUGUGGAUGAAUCGAAUGU
Danio aesculapii is the source of this 934-nucleotide messenger RNA. RefSeq names its product mitotic arrest deficient 2 like 2 (gene mad2l2). The record is from RefSeq and is a predicted model, not a curated record. NCBI's taxonomy places the organism in Eukaryota, Metazoa, Chordata, Actinopteri, Cypriniformes, Danionidae. The transcript has 8 exons. The coding region runs from base 275 to 907 and encodes 210 amino acids. Gene Ontology annotation, cellular component: zeta DNA polymerase complex.